CACGGUUUGUACUUUGUUGGACAACAAUUAUAAUUUCCUGUUAAAAAAUUAAAACAUUGUCACACAUUUUGUCUGACAUUGUAAGUGAUCUUUUUAGAUGUACUAAUUUUACUUGGCCCUACUUACUAUGUAGUGUUUUCUGUCCUUAAAUUCGUUUUUAUCUCGUGUAAAUUACUAGAAUCUUUAAAGAUAUUUUGUUUCGUCGAACUAUCCAAAUGGUUAGCUGUUUUAUAUGUGGAAGAUCUCGAAAUGAAAAGAGUAAAGAAGCUAAAAUCACAUUUCAUAGAUUUCCAAUCAAUGAUACUCUGCGUCAAAAGUGGUACGAAUUUGUCCUUAAUAACUCAUUAAAUCCAGGGAAAAUAAAAAAAUAUAGUUCAGUUUGUUCAACACACUUCCAUCAAAAAGAUAUUAUCAAUUACAAACGCACAACCUAUUUAACCGAAACAGCUGUUCCUAUGAUAUAUAUAUCACGUGUUAAAAACGCCAAACUGAGUUAUCCAGAAUAUUGGUCGAAAAAUUCGCAACCAUCCUUAACUACUCAUAUAUCUGAUGAUCAUGGAGCGUCAAUUAUAAAAUCAGAACCUGAUGAUGAAGACAAUGCUCAACCCAUUAAGAGCGAACCAGUUUUUCAUUCACCUGCUUUUGACGCUGAUACAGUAACUGGAACAGUUAUAAAAUCAGAAUACAUUGAUGAGAACACUGAUGAAUACCAAGAAAGCAUUACUGAUUCUUACCCAUUACUAACUGGGGAUGCGCCUAGUUUACCAUUACAUAACACUGAAAAUAUAAUUAAUGAUCACUCCGCCGAAACAAAAAUAAAAAAUAAAGGCAAAGCGUUUAUUCUUGUUUCGACUAAACCAUCAGUGAAGGAUUCACCAGACUGUUUAUUUUUAAAAAGAUAUAUAGCCAGUUUGAAUACUGACUUAAGAGCUAAAACAACAAAGUUAAAAAAUGCUCAACAAACCAUUAGAAGACAACAUACUAGGAUUACAUCACUGAAAUCUACUAUCGCCGAAUUGAAACAUAUACUAAAAAAUAAAACUGAAUAAAUAUUUUACUUGAUGAAAAAAAAUUAAACUAUAAAGGUUUAUAACAAUAUCAUGAUGAAUAUUUGGUUUUUACAUCUUGAGGAAAGUCCAUACAUUUUUGGAAAAUUCUAAAGAAAUGGAUUUUUGAUACAAUUCUUGAUUUGUGGUAUUGUGGUACAAUAGUCCAGACAAACUCUUUGCUGUGCACACUUACAAAGCAUAAGAUGGCCUCUUAAUAAAAUAUCGGCUAUGAUCAUUUAUUUUAUAAGCAUCGUAAAUUGACGAAUAGGGUAAUACAAAAUAAUACUAAUAUAGUUAAAGCAUUGAGUAUAUGUAUAUUUAUAUAAUUUUGUAUAUUUAAUAAGUAAAGAGCAAAGUAACUAAGGUUGUUAUUGUAAUUGAAUACUUAAUAAUGUAAAUGUAAUUUUUAUAUUAUUUAAAAAAGCACCCAAUUAUCUGAAAUUAU
Adelges cooleyi (spruce gall adelgid) is the source of this 1494-nucleotide messenger RNA. RefSeq lists its product as uncharacterized. The record is from RefSeq and is a predicted model, not a curated record. The transcript is spliced from 8 exons. Bases 216 to 1049 code for a protein of 277 amino acids. Lineage: Eukaryota; Metazoa; Arthropoda; Insecta; Hemiptera; Adelgidae. Gene Ontology annotation, molecular function: sequence-specific DNA binding.